AGAUACUCCAGCCUCGAAGGCUCCAUCAGCAUCUGCUACAGUGAUUACCACAAACCGCAGGCUGCAGGAAAUCUAGCGCCUGUUCCAGCAUCUAGCACGCCGUCUUGAGACGCCAACGCGGCCCAUCCCCGUUGCUGCACACAACACAACCUCAAAAUGGGCAACAGCAGGAACCUCGAGUACCCCAAGACUCCAAUCAACAAAGUCAAUCGGUACAAUGUACGAGAAACCUACGACCUCGAGCAAAUCCACAGCAUAAUCAACGACAGCACCUUCGUCAACGUCUCAUUCAACACGCCUGACCCUGCCAAUCCAUUCCCCAUCACACUCCCCAUGGUCGGCAUAGCAGCCAGCUUCGAGCACCCAUCCGCCGGCCUUGGUGAGCCCCUCGACGUCUAUGUCCACGGGUACGUUUCAGCACGUAUGAUGAAUCUCUCACGCACUGGCGAUAAAAAGGGGUUGCCCGUAACCAUCUCCGCCACGAAAGUCGACGGUCUGAUCCUCACGCUCACACCCUAUACGCACGACGUGAAUUACCGCUCCGCCGCGUUGUAUGGGUACGCCAAUGUGGUCACCGACGAGGCCGAGAAACUCUGGGCCAUGGAACAAGUGACCAACAGUGUCGUCUCGGAUCGGUGGCGACACACGCGCGUCCCGCCUAUCCCAGCUGAAUUAUCGAGUACGGCGAUCUUGCGUGUGAGUGUGGUCGGCGGGAGUGGGAAGAUUAGGGUCGGCGGACCGCGUGAUGAGAAGAAGGAUCUCGAUCAGGAGGAGUUGCAGGAUAGUAUUUGGACGGGUGUGAUUCCUGUGUAUGAGCAUUAUGGUGAGCCGGUGCCGUAUAAGACGAACCGCGUCAAAGAUGUGCCGGAACAUGUGGUGGCUUUUGCGAUGGAGAUGAGGAAUAGGAAUGAGAGUUAUGCGGCUGAUGCGAUUGCGGAUACUUCGCAGGAUUAAUAAUGGAUCUCUGGAGGAGAAGCGUGGACAUGAGUUUGUUGCAGUAAUGAUUGAUAUCUGCUGGUCUGUGACUGGGAUUAGUGAUGACUUGCCGGAUGCCGGAGAUUU
This is a messenger RNA of Exophiala viscosa, 1062 nucleotides long. RefSeq lists its product as uncharacterized. NCBI's taxonomy places the organism in Eukaryota, Fungi, Ascomycota, Eurotiomycetes, Chaetothyriales, Herpotrichiellaceae. Bases 157 to 954 code for a protein of 265 amino acids. The record is from RefSeq and is a predicted model, not a curated record. The transcript is spliced from 2 exons.